UCAACCGUCAUUUGUCAUUUUCUUUCAUUAAGCACGGGAUAUUUUAGAAAAUCUUAAAAAUGGCAAGUAAUUCUGGAAAACAGGAUAAAAAAUCCUCAAAAGGGCCAAGUCCAGAGGAUAUAUUAAAUGGUUUUCAAACUUUAAGAGCAGAACAAAGAGCUUUGUCAGGCAAGUUAUCGGAAUUUGAAUUGGAUUUAAAUGAGCACAGGAUGGUUAUUGAAACUUUAAAAAAUGUAAAUGAAGACAGAAAAUGCUUUAGGUUGGUGGGAGGAGUUUUAACUGAAAGAAAAGUAAAAGACGUUCUUCCAGUUCUUAUUACUAAUCAAGAGAAAUUGAAAGAAAUUAUAGAAAAACUAAAUGAACAAAUAGGAAAAAAGGGCCAAGAGAUCAACGAAUACAGAGAGAAGCACAAUAUUCGCUUUAGAGGUUUAGAUAAUGUAAAGCAAGAAGAACAACCUGUGGCAGCAGCUUCAGAAUCAAGAGGAAAUGUGUUAGUUUCUUAACAAUAAAAUUAAGGAACUCUGCUUAUUAACAUCUAAUUUUGCUAUUGCUCUGAAUACAUUUUGAUUUUAUAAUAUUUGUUUACCAAAUAUAUCGUUAGAAAUGUAAUACUAUUAUGAUGACAAAUGGAGUUGAUGAGUUCACAAUUUAUGAAAACUGAUUUUUUUUGAGAGUUGAAAGUUAUUAAACUUAUUUAUUUUGUUGUUUAAUAACAAUCAUGUCAUUUUUACUAAGAAUUGUGUUUGUUCAGUGUGCACUGAUUCUUUUAUUUAAUAAAAUAUGUGGAAAUAUA
Molecule: messenger RNA, 793 nt
Organism: Anoplophora glabripennis (Asian longhorned beetle)
Lineage: Eukaryota; Metazoa; Arthropoda; Insecta; Coleoptera; Cerambycidae
Product: prefoldin subunit 2
Exons: 2
Coding region: 60-503 (147 amino acids)
Biological process (GO): protein folding
Cellular component (GO): cytoplasm; prefoldin complex
Molecular function (GO): protein folding chaperone
Source: RefSeq, a predicted model, not a curated record